AUGACUCAGCUGCUAAGCAAUAUCAAAGGCAUUAUCAAUGCUUUCUACGUGUUAACAAAGAAGGAUGGCGCCUGCCCCACGCUGAGCAAGGGGGAGCUGAGGCAGCUCAUCCGCCAGGAGUUUGCUGAUGUGACCGUGGUGAGCACUGCCAAGACACCUGUGCUAGUUACUAGGACCAUAGACAAGCUGCUGCAGCUGCUGGACACUGACAGUGAUGGCAGACUUGACUUCAACGGGUUUCUCGUCCUGGUCUUCCAAGUGGCCAAGGCUUGUUACGGGGAAGUAAGCCAGGGUCAGCGACCAGGCCACGGUGGAAGCUCAGCGUCCCAGGGAGAAGCAAACUGUGGGGAGCAGGACCCGAGCCCACGUCAGGCCCCUGAGCCUCAAACACCAGAGCGGGACCCGAGCCCCCAUCAGGCACCGGAGCCCCAGAUACUGGAGCAGGAACCGAGCCCCCAUCAGGCCCCCGAGCCUCAAACACCAGAGUGGGACCCGAGCCCCCAUCAGGCCCCGGAGCCUCAAACACCAGAGCGGGACCCAAGCCCCCAUCAGGCCCCGGAGCCUCAAACACCAGAGCGGGACCCAAGCCCCCAUCAAGUGCUGGAACCCCAGACACCAGAGCAGGACUCGAGUCCCCAUCAGGCCCCAGAGCCCCAGAAACUGGAGCAGGACCCGAGCCCCCGUCAGUCCCCCGAGCCUCAAACACCAGAGCAGGAUUCGAGUCCCUGUCAGGCCCCAGAGGCCCAGAUACCAGAGCAGGACCUAAGUUCCCAUCAGGCCCCUGAGCCUCAAACACCAGAGCGGGACCCGAGGCCCCGUCAGGCCCCCGAGCCUCAAACACCAGAGCAGGACCCGAGGCCCCGUCAGGCCCCAGAGCCUCAAAUACCAGAGCAGGAUUCGAGCCCCCAUCAGGUCCCUGAGCCCCAGACACCAGAGCGGGACCCAAGCCUCCAUCAAGGGCUGGAACCCCAGACACCAGAGUGGGACUCGAGUCCCAAUCAGGCCCCAGAGCCCCAGACACCAGAGCGGGCCCCAAGCCUCCAUCAAGGGCUGGAACCCCAGACACCAGAGCGGGACUCGAGUCCCAAUCAGGCCCCAGAGGCCCAGACACCAGAGCAGGACCCGAGCCAUAGCGAGACACAACUUCCACCGACACAGCAGCAAAACCAAGGUGCUCAGGACCCAAUAGAACCUGCUGCAGGACAAGCCUCUAAAUCCUCUCAGUGCCUGUACUCCUGGCAUUCUCAGAAACCACGACCCUUCCCUCACUGGUGGCCACCAAAGAAGUAA
Emys orbicularis (European pond turtle) is the source of this 1290-nucleotide messenger RNA. Its product is annotated as proteoglycan 4-like. NCBI's taxonomy places the organism in Eukaryota, Metazoa, Chordata, Testudines, Emydidae. The transcript is spliced from 2 exons. Bases 1 to 1290 code for a protein of 429 amino acids. Gene Ontology annotation, biological process: regulation of phosphatidylinositol 3-kinase/protein kinase B signal transduction; positive regulation of cell cycle G1/S phase transition; cellular response to cytokine stimulus. The record is from RefSeq and is a predicted model, not a curated record. Gene Ontology annotation, cellular component: cytoplasm. Gene Ontology annotation, molecular function: transition metal ion binding; calcium ion binding; calcium-dependent protein binding.